Molecule: messenger RNA, 3336 nt
Organism: Spodoptera frugiperda (fall armyworm)
Lineage: Eukaryota; Metazoa; Arthropoda; Insecta; Lepidoptera; Noctuidae
Gene: AdipoR
Product: adiponectin receptor protein
Exons: 1
Coding region: 307-1467 (386 amino acids)
Biological process (GO): adiponectin-activated signaling pathway
Cellular component (GO): plasma membrane
Molecular function (GO): signaling receptor activity
Source: RefSeq, a predicted model, not a curated record
GAAAAUUUCGUUCAGUUCAUUCGUAAUUCAGUUCUGUGCAGCUGUUCUUAUUUGAUCGUCCUGUGGAUUAGUGAUUUUUCGACUAUUUUAUAACGCUUAAAAUUUUUGUGAUCGUGGACGAACCAUUUUGACCCAAAAGUCUUAGUUGGGAACAUUUCGAUAAAUAGAUUUAUAGACUUGUGCGUCGUGUGUACUUUCCGUGACGUAACUGGAUUUCUUACGAAUAACUGUUCGCGUGCGACUAACAAAGGUCGUGGCGACUAAUGGUGGCCGUUCUCGAGUGUCGGGGUGAAUUUUGACGGCGCGAUGUGGGAAUCUGAUUCUGACACAGGGUCCCGCAGCGCGUCUUCGGACGGGCUGCGGAGACGCCAAGGAUGGGAUCCCGAAGCGGAGAGUUUGGCUUCACAAAUGGAUGAACUAGACGAAGUGCUCGCAGAGGAAGAAGAUGGAUGUCCUUUACCCUCGACUCCUGAGGAUCAACAUCUGUUGGACGCUGAGAUGGCGGAAGUGUUGAAAGCGGGCGUACUCUCUGAUGAAAUCGAUCUUGGUGCGCUGGCACACAACGCGGCGGAACAAGCCGAGGAGUUCGUCCGCAAGGUCUGGGAGGCCUCCUGGAACGUGUGCCACUUCCGACACCUGCCCCGCUGGCUACAAGACAACGAUUACCUCCACAAAGGCCACAGACCGCCGCUACCCUCGUUCAGCGCGUGCUUCGCAUCCAUAUUCCGCAUCCACACGGAGACAGGCAACAUCUGGACACAUCUGCUGGGCUGCGUGGCUUUCAUUGGCGUCGCGAUCUACUUCCUGUCGCGCCCCUCGAUCGAGAUUCAGAUGCAGGAGAAAAUGAUAUUUGGAGUAUUCUUUAUAGGUGCCAUAGUGUGCCUUGGCUUCUCGUUCGCAUACCACACCCUCUAUUGCCAUUCGGAGAUGGUCGGCAAAUUAUUCUCUAAAUUGGAUUACUGUGGUAUAGCCCUAUUAAUUAUGGGCUCAUUUGUUCCAUGGCUUUAUUAUAGUUUCUACUGCCACUACAGACCUAAAAUAAUAUAUUUAUCUGUAGUGGUUGUUUUAGGAAUGCUUUCAAUCAUUGUGUCACUCUGGGAUAGAUUCUCAGAGCCUCGCUUACGACCUCUUCGAGCGGGAGUGUUCAUGGGUUUUGGUCUGUCAGGCAUUGUGCCUGCCAUCCACUAUGGUAUUACGGAGGGCUGGUUCAGUCAAGUGAGUAAAGCUUCACUGGGCUGGCUGGUUCUGAUGGGCCUGUUGUACAUAUUAGGAGCUAUGUUCUACGCCCUGCGGGUACCUGAGCGCUGGUUCCCAGGGAAGUGUGACAUCUGGUUCCAGUCCCACCAAAUAUUCCACGUGCUUGUGAUUGUAGCUGCAUUCGUGCACUACCAUGGCAUCAGUGAGUUGGCAUCAUACCGUGUGACCGUAGGGGAAUGUUCUAUGCCUCCAUCAUCGAUUGCAUUCUAGCCCCUCCCUAAACCAAAUGUGAUAGUAGACCAUAGAUAAAUUUAAGUAGAAAUACAAACAUUCAAUAGCUUCACUGUAUAUUUUUUAAACAUAUAAAUUACGAAUUUUUGUAAAGUUUUAUAACAACAAAGAAAAAAUUGCUAAUAACACAGAUGGUUCAUAAUAAGUGAGGCUAAAAUGGGUUCAGAAUGGGGGUAAAGGGACUAUGAUAAAUAAUAAACAUAUGUCAUAGUAACUUGUUUAUUUAUUUAAAAAAAAAUUAGGAUUAGUGCAUUAGUAGUUAUUGUUACUUUCUAGUUUUCUAAUUGCACCAUGAACUGCACUUUUGAAGGAAAAGAAAAGAAAAUCACGAUAUAAAACAUUUUUAUUUGCUGUAUUUCCUUGAAUCAAGCUGUGUUGAGAUUUGUGUUAUCUUUAUAGUGUACUUAAUUUCAAUGUUUUAUUUAUGUACUUGUUUUUGCACUAAAUUUAAGACCAGUGUUAAGUAGCAUAGAAUAGUUUGGACCACAUGUAUGCCCUUCACUGUUCUUCCAUGUACAUAAACAUUGUCAAAACAUUGUUUUUUAUCAUUUGCUAGAAGAAAACAAAUCAAUGGAGUUUUUUCUUGAAUGUAAGCAAUUUGCUUGAAAGUAGAAGGUAAUAACUACUGAUCUUGCAUGAUCAUGUGAAUGAUUUGUUUGUCUUAUAGUUUUCAUACAUCAAUUAUCACUUUCUCUAAUCAUUAUUUUUAAUCAAAGACAGUUCCUAUUUCAUUCAUUUUUUACUUGUUCAGGAUUAAUAAACAUUUGUGUAUAUUGCAUGGAAUCUCUUGCUGUCUAUCAUCAUAAAUUAGAUGCCUUUUAGAAGCACUUUUGUCAGUUUUGAAUGAGUUUAGUACUAUCUAAUGUACCUAUUAAUUAAUUAGUAUGUGUAAUAAAUCCAUUUUGUUAACUGGUCCUCACCAAUUUUGCACAAAUGAGUACAUCAUACAAAUUAAAAGAUUUAAAUUGUAAUUAGAUUAACAAUAAUUAACAAUUGGAAAUAUUUUAUAAUGGUGUACUUGUAAGUGUAUUGGUUUUUUUAUAAGUUUUAAGUAACUGCUGUCUAACAUUCCAUCAUAGUAUCAAAAUAAUGUUAAAUAAUAUAUUUUCUGAUUGUUUUUAAGAGUUACUUAUUUAAUUUAUAUUUUUCUGGGCAUAAUCAUCGAGUAUCAUCAUUUCAUUAAACUGUGGUCUGCAUUAGGUUAAAUAAAUUUAAUUCAAAGUAUAUUCUAAAUUGUUAUAAGUGUUCAUAAGUGUAAAGAUUUUAUGAGACAAAAUGUAUUAAAAGAUUUUGUGAUGGUAUAUUGCAAAUUGAGCUCUAUUGUCUUGAAAAGUACAUUUAUAUUGAUAUGUUGGAUUGAAAAGCUUAAAAAUUAUGUAAGUAGAGAUGUUAAUAUGAUAAAUAUAGAAAAAAAAUCUCGUAAAGAUAUCGUAAAGACAAUGUCUUAUAAAUAUAAAAUAAAAUAUAAGUAAUGUAUUGCUGCUUUCUCUGAAUACAAUGUAUGAUCCUAUUUUGGGAGAAAAUUCCGCAAACCCAGUAUUUGGCAUAUCAAACAACUAAGUCGGAAUCGGACUGAGGAUAAAGACAAUACCUGUUUCUCACGCAAAAUGUGUUGAUUUUUUGAUGUUGAGACAUGUCAGUGACCUGCUUAUAUCAGUUUUGCUAUGGGAUAUCAUUUUGAAGUUGUUAACAUUCACCACAGACCACACGAUAUUUUCUGUUGCAUACAUAUUUUGUUAACAUUUUUCUUCAAUUGCAAAUAUGCUUUUACUGUUCUUGUGACAUUUGUUGAUUACUUGUUUUUGGUGGGAUUAAAAAUUAUGCAAUAAAAAUUAAAAUAAAACCGUA